Molecule: messenger RNA, 4425 nt
Organism: Fonsecaea multimorphosa CBS 102226
Lineage: Eukaryota; Fungi; Ascomycota; Eurotiomycetes; Chaetothyriales; Herpotrichiellaceae
Exons: 3
Coding region: 1-4425 (1474 amino acids)
Molecular function (GO): protein binding
Source: RefSeq, a predicted model, not a curated record
AUGCUACAUGCUCCAGAUAGCACAGAGGGGGUUGUUGAUGUAGUUGCUGUCCACGGACUGAGCCCUCAGGCAUCGUCUUGGUUGUCACUGUCGCUGCCUCGCCACCUGCCUGAGGCCAGGAUUUUCAGCUACGGUUACGACUUCGAACUCAGAGACAUUGAUCUUGUCAACAAAAAGGCGCGUCAUCUUCUUGAGGCCAUUUCGCAAGCGCGAAGUGCCGACAAUACCUCUGACCGUCCGGUGGUCUUUAUUGCUCACAGUCUGGGAGGUCUCGUUGUUAAGCAGGCAUUGAUCUGCUCACAAGCACUUUCAGACGAUCCGGUUUUCCCCAAGUGGCAGGCGCGCAACCUCACUCGGCAUACCAGAGGCAUAGUCUUCGUUGGAACUCCUCAUUGUGUCAACGGCCGCACUGACCGAGCCAUCUGGAAAUUCCUCCAGCUCUGCGACAGCAGCGCCGCCAUGGAUACUCUCAAAAAAAGGCUUCACGAAAUUCUACCACCGCUUCAGUUGAUCACUGCAAAGUUCAAGGACUUCAUUAGCGCGGAACCAAGACAAAUCAAGUUGAUCUCUUUCUUUGAGGAACCGACCACUCUUGAGCCGGACGAUAACAUGCCAGGUCUCUUCGAUCCCAGCAUGGCUCACAUUGUCAUGAAGGAAGACAGUGUCCUUGAAGGUUUCGACAGCGUUCCGAUACGUGGAGAUCACCUGGUACAUAAUGCUGAGGCGCUCUUUCAGCUUGAAGACGGCCGCCAACGCAUUGCUUCUCCAGCAAACGGUACUUUCUCUUGGUUUUGCAAGAAUUCGGUCUUCGAAAGAUGGGCACAAAACGGUCAUAGAGGCAUUCUCUGGAUCAAUGGGAAAUUAGGAUCUGGAAAGUCGACACUGAUGAAAUACAUCCUGGACCAUGGAAACUACCCGGUCGCCGCUAAAAUCUCAGUACUCACACUUUCUUACUUCUUUGACCCCUUCAGAGGCGACACCAAACCAUCUGCUUCUGACUUCUAUCGAGCUUUGUUGCAUCAACUUUGGAAGCAAGCCAGACAUCUUCCGUGUGAGCACGACAUUCUGGAUUCAACCGAGUUGCAUUUCACCAGCCAGUUACGAGGAAAUUGGAUGAAUAAACCCUCCGUGCUGGCUGAACAGCUCAACCGUCUUUUAUUCGACAUCAGCGAGCACCAUCCAAUCUAUAUCUUCAUUGAUGCGUUGGAUGAGUGUGCAACAGAUGAAGUCGUGAGUAUUCUUGAGUUCUUACGCCAAGCUCUGGUUAGAGCACCUCCAAGUCACCUUCGCAUCUGCGUCUCCUCCAGAGACACGCUCUGGUUUGUCGGAGAAGAUGUGAGGGUUUUCGUUGACCAAGAGAACAAAGAGGACAUUGUCAGUUUCACCGAGACUCAAAUCAAGAUCAGAGCUGCAAAAUAUGGCGAUUCACUUUUGCCUUUCAAGGACGAAUUUCUCAACAUCAUCCUCGAGAAAGCUGCCGGGAUCUUUCUAUGGGUUCCUCUGGCUCUUCACAUCGUCUACAACGAAACUACGGACAGUGCAGACACCAUACGUGUCCUCAGAAGUUUACCUACUGACCUAACGAAGGUGUACCAGAGAAUCCUUGGAAAUAUACUUGAAGAAAAGCCCCAAAUUCAGCUCCAGAUAUCUCAGAUACUAUCUUGGGUGCUUUUCGCAAGUCGACCUCUCACGGUCCAAGAGCUUGCUGCAGCGCUUUCAUUUGUUAAUAUUGAUCGUUCACAACUCCACGCAAUCCAAGAACGAUCACUUGACGCAGAAUACGUCUACUUCAAUGCCAUCCCAAGCCUGGCCAGCACCUUGAUUGACCGUACUUGGGGACUUGUCAAAAUUGUGUACAGCAAAUACGACUACAUCUCCGAAACCUGGUCAACAAAAAACCAUUCAAUGGUUCAUUUGCUCCAUUCGAGCGUGAAAGACUUUCUGACCACAUCUAGUUUUCUCACUAAGCACUCAGGUCAGAAGACAGUCGUGGAAGCUGCAGCCGCUCAAAACUUGGAUAUUGCUCGCGUGUGUCUUGAAUACUGUGCCUGGUCUACGGAGGCUUUCGAACACGGCGACGUUGACGAACAAAAUUUGGACGCUACCCUCUCAUUCUUGGACUAUUCUUCAACAUUCUGGCUCAAACACCUACAGAUUGCGAACAUGGGUGCAACUUCAGAAGAACUCUGGGCUCAAAAAUUUCCCCUUCCUUCGAAGAAACUGCUUCUUUCUUGGACUCCAGCAUUGGUAUUGGUAGGGAAAGAGGCGCGGUUCUACCAGUCAUCGUCUGUCUUACAUGUUGCUUCUUACUACAACUUGUCGUGGUGGGUUCGCACAUGGGCACACCAGGAAAUAAUGUUGAAAAGUCGUCGAUCCAAGCAAAGAAACCAAGAGUACCCAAAAGAGGGAGCAUUACCGCGCAUUGACUCUAUCACAGAGCCCUCAGAUCUGAAACAACUGCUUGAUCAGACGGACGCAGAAGGAAGAACACCAUUGUUGCUUGCAUGCGAAACCGGCAGCCUGGAGAUUUGCAAACUCCUGAUCCAUUACGGUGCAGAUUUGAAUUCUGUCGACCCAAAAUACAAAUAUUCGCCGUUAAUGUGGGCAGUUGCAGCUGGCGAUGAGCCGACAACAAGACUGCUCCUCGAUGCAGGCGCUGAUGUGAAUGACCAUCGUAGUGGGACAAGUCCACUCUGUCUAGCCGCCACAACUGGAAACCUAGCAGUUGUCCGGAUUCUACUGGAGUAUGGUGCCAACGUUAGGUAUGAGUGUCCAGCAAUUCAAGAGCAUUCAGCUCCAAUCCGGUCUCGAGAUGGAAGAGAUGUCGAUUCUAAGCUUCCCAUUCCGGGAAGAUUGAUGCCGUUCGCUGGCCAUUUCAAUCUCAGCCCAUUACACUAUGCUAUACUGGCGGCCGAUCUUUCCACGACGCGUUUGCUGCUCAUGAAAGGUGCAGAAGCGGUGUUUGGUGGAGCAGAUGGUUUAUCUCAACAUCGAUCCUUGUGGCUUGACCGUAUAAUAUUAAGUAUGCGUCAAGACGCACUAUUGGUGGACUGUACAACAUCUCAGCCAUGUCCCGAACCCAACGGCGGAGGAAGCAAUUCAGCCAGACGGAAAAGCUCACACCCGGCUCGGGACUCUCAUGCAGACAGUCCUGUGAAGAGAAGGCAGGUCCCCGACGGGUUUCCGAACGACAACGACAACGACGAUGAUGAUGACGACGACGAUCUUGGGCGUCGUCCACCGCGCAAAAGACCGAAUCUCUCCUCUCGGGAUGACACACCAGCGAACAAGAAGCCGCUGCUUACAUAUGCUUGCCCUUACUUCAAAUACGCUCCACAUCGCUAUGGAUGCCAAAGGGCGUGUAGCGCUCAUGGCUGGCCAAACAUGAAUCGUCUCAAGCAGCACCUACAUCAAAAACACUAUAUCCACCUUUGCGACAGAUGUGGCACAAAAUUUGAGCACAACGAGCAGAAGCAAGAGCACCGCAUAUCUCAAGAAGGAUGCCCCUAUGUACCUACCGAGCAGCGGCAGCGAGAUUUUGCCGAUGGGUUUGACGACCAUCAACAAACGAAACUCCGUGAUAAAACAAUGAAGAAAAAUCAGGCCAACAACAACGAGAAGACGUAUUGGGAGGAAGUUUACAAAACCUGUUUUCCCGAUGCCAUUGAUUCAGAAAUUCCUUCGCCAUAUUUCGAAGAAGCUGCGGACGCACGUUACAAUAUGUUCUUGACGGACAGACUGCGACGCUCUCCAUCAGCACUGAGCUUGAUAACGGGGCACGUCGGCCGAGAAGUGGCGGCACAAGUGCUCAACGAGAUCGCGGAUUAUGUCACAGAAGUUCAUACCCAGUUCCAAACGGCCGGCGGGUCGGGAAUUCAGUUGCAGCAAGGAGCCUUCCUUGAAAUCGAAAACGCACCUCGUCCACCUCCAAUCCUGCCUUCACAACCAGCUCAAUAUCAAGCAAGUCCUGGGUUCCACACCAUUCUUCCUGGUAUUCCCGUUGAUAUGAACUUUGCGGAUGACUCCGGUGUCUACUCGCAAGAUCAGGAGUGGUAUACAUUGGGACCGGUCCCAGAAAAGCAGCCGGAUGCCCGGAUGCCACUACUGGAUCCAACAGAAGUACCCUUACCACAAUUUUCGAACACAGGUCAGUCGCCCUGGUCAUACGACGGCUUGCAAACAUCUACACUCCAGUUAGGCUUUGGCAAUAGAGAUACUAUCAGAUACUCUCAUGGCCUCAAUUCCCCGAGAGUCAACGAAGGUGGUGCUCAUGGUCUCUACAGCAUGAGCUAUCAGUACCGUCAAUCAUAUCAGCAAGCAGCAAUAAACAACACCCAUAACUUGAAUGACCAACCAUAUCAACGAGCAGCAAGAAACAAUAUUCAGAACCCAACACACCAACAGCGACAUCCACCUCCAUCUUAA